This is a messenger RNA of Bradysia coprophila, 1327 nucleotides long. RefSeq names its product chymotrypsin-1-like. Gene Ontology annotation, biological process: proteolysis. Lineage: Eukaryota; Metazoa; Arthropoda; Insecta; Diptera; Sciaridae. The record is from RefSeq and is a predicted model, not a curated record. Gene Ontology annotation, molecular function: serine-type endopeptidase activity.
AGGUGACCUACAAAAUUUCAAUUGGAGUUUUACGAUGUCUGAUUAGAACUUAAUUCGUUAGGAAAGUUGCAUAAACACACUAUAUAAUCAGUCGAUACCAUAUUAGUCCAAAUUGAUAAAUUUUGUUGAAUUGUUUUUGCAUAGUGAACUGCAAGUUACGAUAAGAAAAUUCUAUAAAACCUUAAUUAAUGAAAUGCAGCACUUCAUUAACUAAAACAAUUGCUGUGAAAAUGUUACCGAUUUUUUUUGGAAUUUUACUUUUUUCUGCACUUUUUGAAAGUGGCUAUGGUUUCGGUCAGUCUAGAAUUUUCCAAGGAGAAACAGUUGAUAUAAAUGAUGCUCCUUGUAUGGCUAGAGUUCGUAUCAAAAUAAAUGCCACUGUUGAAGGCGCUUGUGGUGGAACAAUUCUAAGUGAUAUGUUUAUUCUUACGGCUGGACAUUGUGUUACAGUAGAAACUAAUAUGAAUAAACCGAAUCCUCCACUGCAUGACCCGAGUAAUUUUACAAUUCUUGUUGGAACUAACGAUCUGGACGACGAGGAAUCCGGACAAGUAAUUGAAGUAUCAAAAGUACACUUCAAAGAAUUUAGCCAGAAGAACGACAUAGCAAUAUUGCAACUAUCCGAAAAAAUUAUGUUGGACGGAGUUACAAAAGACCCGGUCUCUCUUCCAGAAAGUUCAAGUUACAAACCCGAAAAUCGAACGAAGUGUUUCGUCGACGGCUGGGGAAAAAAUCCGCAAAAAUCACAUAAAUUACUUAGAGGCAAAGUCUACACAAUUUCUGAAGAGGAAUGUAAUACUGGCGCUGAUGUCGGUCGCGAUAGAUCGCAUCAAAUUUGUACCUUAGGCGCCAAUGGAGCAGGGCCAUGUACGGGCGACUCAGGUGGUCCGCUUAUACGAGCUUCCGAUGCCACUCAAAUUGGAUUAGUAUCAUUUGUGCCGGUUAAUUGUGCGAGCCCCGGUAAAACAGUUUCAACAUUCACAGCUAUUGCUCCUAAUUUAGAAUGGAUCCACAGUAUAAUGGAGAUGGAUGUCUCAGACACAUCGGACGCUGCCGCUUCAUGUGAUUCAAUGGAUGACUGUGAUUCAAUGGAAGACCCUGAUCCGAUGGAAGACUGUGAUUCGAUGGAUGACUGUGAUUCAAUGGAAGACCCUGAUCUGAUGGAAGACUGUGAUUCAAUGGACGACCGUGAUGCAAUGGAUGACGACGAUACUAUUCCACUAUAACAUGAUUCAAUAGAGUAAUCUCGAUUUUUCGUUAGAUUGUUCGAAGUUUAUUAAAAAUUGGUAAAAUUGGUUGAAAUAAAUUUGUGUAAUACGAUUUCGUU